AUGUACAUAUUGCGCGAUAAGAAAAGUUAAAAACAAAAACAGCUGUAAAGCUCUAUCGACAAAAAAAGUGCAAAGCAGGUGAAAAUCCAAUUUUUGAUUAGAUUGAGCUGAAACUAGAACAUAUUAACCGGGAACCAAAACAGUCGACUCUAGCGCUCCUCCAAAAUUAAGAUUAAUAGUUAUAAUUAAGCAAGUAAAUGGCAGAUUUCCUGUAGGAAUUCCACUGUAAUUGUAAUUGCAUUGCAGGAAUUGUAAUAUUUAUUAUAUUCACUAUAUACAUACUUACAUAUUUAGAAAAAAAGCAAGAUAGCACCACUAGUUUUAACAUAAAAACAAACUCAUAAAUGUAGAGAAAGAAAAUACUUUGAGUAUUACAUUUUUGAGUGACCAAUACCAACUAACCAGCUAAGAUGAGCCAAGUGAAGUCCGUACUCUGCGUGGGCUGCACGGUAAUUGACUUCGUGACCAUCAAUGGCAGCUAUCCCAAGGAGGACACGGAUCGGCGUUGCCUGGAUGGAUUUUGGCAACGUGGCGGAAACGCCUCUAAUGUGAGUACUGUUCUGCGGGUUCUUGGAUGCAAGGUGGACUUCUUUGGAAUGCUCAGCAGGUCGGAUGCAUUCCGAGUGCUCCUCGACGAUCUUUGUAAGCGGGAAAUCGGCACGAAGGACUGUCCCUUCACGGAGAGGGAUCCGCCCUUCUCCUCGGUGAUUCUGGCCCAGGAUUCCGGCACCCGCACCAUUAUCCAUUGCAAUAAGGACUACCCGCAGACCACAUAUGAGGACUUCAGCAAGAUCAACCUGGCGCAGUAUGGAUGGGUUCACUUCGAGGCUCGCAACACCCCGCACACCUUAAAGAUGAUGCAGAGCAUCCGGGAUUACAACCAAAGAACCGGACAAGGCAUCAUUAUCUCGUUGGACUUCGAAACGAGGUAUGAACAGAACCAGGAACUAUGUGCGCCCUGCGAUUUUGUGGUCUUCUCCAAGGAGCUGGCUGGCCAGUUGGGGUGGAAGACACCGAGGCAGUCGUGUGUGGAGCUGGCCGCCAAAAUUCCCGAAAGUGGUCCAAAACCUGUCUUCAUUUGUCCCUGGGGCAGCGCCGGAGCUGGAGCCUUGGAUGCCAAUGGGAACUACUACGAAAUGUCUUCCUAUAAGCAGGAUAAGGUGGUGGACACGCUGGGAGCCGGGGACAGCUUCAUGGCGGGAUUUAUCUACGCCACCCUCGAGGGUCAGCGAAGUCUAGCGGAGUCUGUGGACUUUGCCAACCGAGUCGCCAGUCACAAAAUCACUGGAUUCGGCUACGAACACAUUUCACAGCUCGGCUUAAGCAAUUAAAUAUUGGUUUAACUCUAGCUUAGUUUAUGGGCUUGUCUCUUUGAAGGAAUUUAUUAGGAUAAAAGCCUGACAACCAAAAAGUUUAUGUUUGAAAAUUCUUAGCACUUGUGCAUCAUUGCAAUAAACACGAUUGAAUAUUAAACGCGAAAUAGUUAGAAAUCCUGUACCCAAAAAUGCAGUCGGAUUGGAAAUGAACAGCGCUUAUGUAUUCUCACAAAUUUUAUAAACUUGUCAAAGUCAUUAUGAUUAUAUUAUAA
Messenger RNA from Drosophila erecta, 1588 nucleotides. Its product is annotated as ketohexokinase. The record is from RefSeq and is a predicted model, not a curated record. Gene Ontology annotation, biological process: fructose metabolic process. Gene Ontology annotation, molecular function: ketohexokinase activity. The coding region runs from base 411 to 1331 and encodes 306 amino acids. NCBI's taxonomy places the organism in Eukaryota, Metazoa, Arthropoda, Insecta, Diptera, Drosophilidae. The transcript has a single exon.